UUUGGGUUUAUAUUUAUGUAAAUGCGAGCAGAAUUUAUUUUUAUUAGAAGGAAGUGAAAUGCUCUUAAUUCCAGUAAUCUUCUAAAAUGGUGAAUUUAUUCCCAAAGUUAAAAAACAAAACAAAACAAAACAACAAAGUUAAUAUAGAGAGUGAAGUAAGAUCGUAAGUAAUUUCCAGUAAAUGACAGAGUAAUGCUUCAUCCUGAAACAGAUGGUUUAUUUGGGAACUGGUUAUUGACAUACAGAUGAACUUCAGGGGUUAAAUGCUUUGCUGAAAUAAGUGAAUCUGUCUACAAAAGACCUGUUUGUCAGUUCACACAUUCAAAAUACCUGAACGUAGAUCUUCUGUGAAAUGGCAAGGCUCUGCAAAAGCUCGUUUUACCUCUCAGUUUGGUUCUGUCCUAUGCUUGAAUCUUUCCCUUUGUAGUACCUUUCACUGAAGUUUUCUUUAGCAUCUUUUGCCAAGAGUUUACAGACUGGAAUUCUUGAGUGCCUGGUUAUUCCCUCCUUCCAGUUUUGGGUGAUGAUAUGGGAAGGAAUAGAAAAAUUCAGUCUGUAAACGAUUGGCUCCAGGACUGGUGCUACAGGCAGGGCUUUGGGUUCUUUGGUAACGGCUGGUUUUACAAGACACCAGUUCAAACAGUGAUACGUGGGAAAGGUUUAUCUCGCAGGGGCAAAAGGAUGCUGGGACAGGAAUUAGCAGGGCUCAUUUGGAGAACUUUAAACUAGACUCCAAGGGGGAUGGGGUGGUAGCUGGGCUUGUAUCAGUGGGGCAUCACUCUAGAGUUCAUGAAGGCUGGGAGGCCACCCAUACCCCAGGGGUUAAAUCAGAGUGCUCAGCUCACUCUCUGAAAUGCCUGCACACCAAUGCGUGCAGCAUGGGGAAUCAGCAGGAGGAGUCAGAAACCUGUGUUAGGACAGGAGAUUAUGACCUGGUGGCAAUCAUGGAGACAUGGUGGGACAGCACAUGUGACUGGAAUGUGGGCAUGGGUGGCUGUGUCCUUGUCAGGAAAGACAGGCCAGCCAGGCGUGGUGGUGGAGUUGCUUUUUAUGUGGGAGAGCAACUACAAUGUAUUGAGUAUUGUCCAGGCACGGAUGAGGAGCGAGUUGAGAGUCUCUGGGUGAAAGUUAAGGGGCAGGCUGGCAAGGGUGAUACUAUUGUGGACGUCUAUUGCAGACCACCAGAUCAGGGUGAGGAAGUUGAUGAGGCCUCUACAGACAGCUGAGAGCAGCCUCACAAUCACAGGCCCUGAUUGUGGUGAGGGAUUUUAACUUCCCUGAUGUUUGUUGGAAGGACUACUCAGCCGGCCAGCCCCAGUCUAGGAGGUUCCUCCAGUGCCUUGACGAGAACUUUCUGAUGCAAAGGGUGGAGGAGCCGACUAGAAGGGGUGCACUGCUGGACCUCAUCCUCACUGACAAGGAGGGGCUGGUUGAAGCAGUAAAGGUCGAGGGCUGCCUGGGUUGCAGCGACCAUGAGAUGGUGGAGUUCAGGAUCUCCUGUGGCAGGAGCAGGAUAGCAAGCAGAAUUGCAACCCUGGAUUUCAGCAAGGUAAACUUUGGCCUUUUCAGGCAAUUGCUGGGGGAAAUCCCAUGGGCAAGGCUGCUUGAAGGUAAAGGGGCCCAAGAUAGUUGGUUAGUGUUCAGGGACUGUUCCUACCGGGCACGAGAUCGGAGCAUCCAGACAUGUAGGAAGUCAAGGAAGGGAGCCAGGAGACCUGCGUGGUGAAACAGGGAACUGCUGGGUGUGCUCAAGUGGAAGAGGAGAGUUUCUAGAUCGUGGAAGGAGGGGCUGGCCUCUUGGGGAGAAGAUAAGGCUGUUGUCAGAGGGUGUAGGGAGGCAACCAGGAAAGCAAAGACCUCCUUAGAAUUAAACCUGGUGAGAGGGGUCAAGGAAAACAGGAAGAGCUUUUUCCAGUACAUGGCAGAUAAAACUGACACCGGAGGCAAUGUAGGCCCACUGAUGAACAAGGUGGGUGCCCUGGUGACAGAAGAUACAGAGAAGGCAGUGUUACUGCUUUUUACCAGUCCUUUCAUGUAAUGGAUGACUUUAUAGAAGCCUGCCUGCACUUUCUGGUUAGGUAGGGGAAACCAUGAGUUUUAUAGAACUCCAGACAAAGACUUUGACCUGAGGUAAGACUGAGCUCAACUCCAAGCUGGUGCUCCUGGAUUAAUUUGUGCAAAGGCUGGGGAUGGGGGGAGGGGCCCAAACCAAAUAAUGCUGUUGUGGGUCAUUUAGAUUUACAGUAUGAUUACUCUAGCAAAUGAGCAGCAGAGAUGACUUGUGUUUUGAAUUAAACGAGUGCUAGGGAGGUGUUAAGAAAGGGCAUGAAGGAUCUUUAAAACGCCUCAGCCUUGACAUGUUCUUGCCUGUGCAACCUGUGUUACCACCACUUUCUUUACAGCUGUAACGAUCAAGUGGCUGUCCUGUCUGGACCGUGAAAGAUUCACCCUUGAGCCUCUCCAUUUCUAGCAAGAUCAGAAAUACCCCGUGAGAACGUCCAUCUACUGAAACUACAGUUACUGAAAUGACUUGGGAUUUCCCUUAUGAAUUGGGAUUUUAUUAUGACCCUAGCUCAUUAUAACCAGUUUUUUCCUGCUGGGAACUCUUGUUUUAAGCCAUUGCUACAUUUCAACAAGCAUGCAAGAAGAGCUUCAUAACAUCUUCCUUGUUGAUCACAGUGGACAGAUAUACCCAGACUUGUAAUGGCAUUGUGAGGUGUAAUAGCCUUUCCGAAAAGUCGGCAGCAACAAUGAGCACUUUACACUUCCUAUCCUUUUAAAUAUCGAGUUCGGUCAAGAAUGAAUUUAAGAAUAAGGCGUUCUAAGAAGGACGGCUGCUGGGAAGCCUGAUUUCACUUCGUAUGUGUGAGAUGGAUCCUUUCUUCUGAGGAACACAGGUCUCUCUGCAGCGUUUCCCUCACUGGAAUGGCUCUGGAUUGAAUGAACAGACACGGAGCAAGACUGGACUGGACCCUGGCAGGAUCUCAGCCUCCAGGAGGAGCAACCUGGCUGUCCAACCUGCAAUGCUGGCACCUGGGGAGAUUUAACACCACCGCAGAUGGCUGCCUGCAGCCUGCCACUAGGACUGUGGCUCCUGCUGCUUCUCCAGGAUAUCCAGACAGCCCCUCAGACAUCACUAACCCCAUCUCAUUCCUGUGACACACUUGAAAAUUGGUUCUAUGAUGAAACUUCACAAAGCUGCUGCUACCAAUGUCCCACAGGCUCUGUUAAAAAGAAAGCAUGUCCUAGGAACCCAGACGAGGACUGCAUGAGAUGUGGACCUGAACAGUAUGUGAAAGAAAGUUUCCAUAAGCCACAAUGUGUGGCUUGUGUAUCAUGUGCAAAAGAACCUGACCUUGUGGAGACAAAGCCCUGCUCCUUCAACUCCAGCCGUGAGUGUGAGUGCCGCCCAGGCCUGUUCUGUCAAAGCUCUGUUAAGUACACCUGCUUGCGAUGCCAGCAGCACACUGUUUGCAAGCCUGGUUUUGGAGUAAAAGUCAGAGGCACCUCAUCAACUGAUGUUAUUUGUGAAAAGUGCCCUCCUGGGACCUUCUCCAAUCAAAACUCCAGCACCAACAUCUGCAAGCCGCACACGAACUGUGCCAAGUUAAACAAAGUAGCACUAAGCAAAGGAAAUGCCACCCACGAUCAAGUUUGCCUGGACCAAUUGCCCACCUACCUCACCCCAAGCACUUUGUCCAUGAAAUUCAGCAAUGAAAGAAAUAACUCUAACCUAAGGAGGUUUGAGGAGAACCUGGUGACUGUUGCUAGUAUUGUUUUAAGUGCCGCAACAAUGGAAAACCCCAGUUCAACUCCUGAGGAGAAAGUUCCAGCUGGCACUUUUCCUACCUCAGCCAAGGGGGAGACAGCAAUGGGAGGUCUAGUUCUCUGGGGAGUGGUUCUCUCUGUGAUAGUGCUACUUGUGGGCAUGCUGUUAUUUUGGAAGUGGAAAGUUUGCAAGAAGCAGAUCCUCAUCCUCAAAGGAAAGCCACAUCUGCAUUCCAUCGCUUCACACAAAUCCUGUCUCGGAUCUCAAGGUUCUGAUCUAGUGAACGAAUAUACAAUCAGACUGACUGCUGACAGAGAGCCAGAAGAGAAGGAGUUCAUUGACAGAACCCUCCCUUUGGAAAACAACAAUAACUUGUUCUCCAGCACAGAAAAAGCAUGUAGUCCUGAUCUGAGCCUGACUGACGUGACAGAGAGUGAUGGAAAUGCCCCAGAUCGCCCUGUCGAUUCUCGAGUGAGAGACCACACAAACAAUCAAAUCGAAAAAAUAUACAUCAUGAAUGCCGACACUGUUAUUGUGGGGUCCAUUUUAGGAGCGCCUAGUGGCAAGAACUGUGCUGCUAGAGGGUGUGAAAGUAACGUUGAUGCGCAGGAAAACAUGGAAGAGGAACUGGUGAUGCACUAUCCAGAGCAAGAAACAGAGUCGUUUCCAGGGAACGAUGUAAUGAUUCCUGUGGAAGAGGAGGGAAAGGAAUUUCAUCACCCCACCACUGCCACUGAAAAGUGAUCACCCACUGAGAUGAUGUGUGAAGCUACAGAAACAUACAGUGUGACACUAAACUCGAAUCUAUGGCAAGGGAGGUAAACACACACUGCCUUAGAUUAUCUGAAAACACAUGUUAAACACUGAAACAUAUUCAAACAAGGAGUGCCAGAAACCUAUUUCAGCUAAGAAAUGAAAGGAUCAUCCAAACUGUUGGCCUUCAUAGCUUGAUGUCAAAUAUUUCUCUUUCCUUCUUUCUCCCAUUGUCGUGAUGGAAACAAAUUUGAAUCAAAUCUACAAAAUUCAGAGGACAUCUGGAUGCCAACUAAAGUUUCACAGCUUGCAGGAAGGAAUUGAUUGAAAACUAUGUCUGAUUACUUCUAUUAGCUAUGAAAAUUCUGGCCAGAAUUCCAAGUUCAGCUUGAGACCCCCACAUUAUUUCAUAUGUUAUUUCUAUUCCAGUAUUACCAGUAUUUCCAAUUUUGUCAUAUAUUUUGCAACAUCUGUGUUUUUCUUAAGGCCACAACUCUUGAAUAAAUAUAGUAACAGUUUCAGUUUUCCCUAACACAAACAGAACUCUUAAGUUUGUGGACUUUGUGCUUCUUGAAGAAAUAGGAUCAAAAGAUGUCACAUAGGCUCAGAAAACGGCAAAUAAAACUAAUUGAAGCCCACUGUCCUUUAGGUCAUUCUAAUUUUGAAGUCUAAUUCCUGGGUUUUGACUACUUCAAAUCAUCACUAAGUGUAUAAAUUGGCCUCUUCUGAUGGAAUCUAAACUGGCUGAACAUUUGGAGUUGGAUGAAUGACGGGUUUAGCCCAGUGUGGAGUCUGUAAAAAGGGAAAAGAAGAAAAUAAACUAGUUUUCUACAAAAAGGAAGGACUGAAAAACAGGCACAGCAGUUAUUUCCUGUUAAUAUCUGCUUCUUUUAGAAUUGCUCAUAAUCAUCAGGGUGACACUGAUUCACAUAUCUGCUCUUUAACAAAGAUCUUUUUUGUGGUCAAAUGGCUUGUGUUAUGCUAUUUCUCAAUCUUUCAUGCUGCUUGUUUGAUAAUUGUAAAUGUAAUAGUGCUGACUAUGUUUUUGCACAGGACAAUGGAAAAUUAGCAAGGUGACACGUUUUGCCUUGAUAGUCAAAAAAAGGAACCACAAAAACAAUUACUUGCCUUGUAGUUCUACCCUGGACAGAGUGCUGUAAUAACAGCUGUGCAACUUCAGCGUCUUUUGUCUUAGAACACACAAAAGGAACAUAAGAGCAUAAAAAACACCUUCUUGGACCAGACUAGUAGCACGAGCUCAACAUUUUCUCUCUGACAGUUGCAGUACGAUGUUAUUUAGGAAGAGCACACAAGCCUGGUGAAGAUCUGCUGUUUGCAUUCCUCGUAAUUCUUCAGCAUCAGCUGCAAUUGGGUUAAGGAUGUUAAAGAAUUUGCCCCGGCCUUUAGUGUUCGUUCAUAUUGCCAUUAAUUUUUCUUCUGUCUUUUGCAUAUCCUGGUACAAUCUGCCUCCACAAGCAUGUGGCAACAGCUUACAGAUAGUUACCAUUCACUGUGUAAAGAGGCACGUUUAAAUUGUCCUCUUGACUCAUUUCAGUGAGUGCUGCUAGUUCUUGUAUUACAGUAUUUAGUGCAAUACUGAGUUGCUUUUAUCAUUUUUGCUGGUAUCCUCCUCAGCCUCCAAGCUGAGUUCCCAUCUUUUUAUAUUUGUCAUGUAAGUUAGAUGUUCCACUGCCUUGGUCAGUUUAUUGACCUCUUCUGCGUCUCUUCUAACUUCACUACAUUCUUCUGGACAUCUGGAGGCCAGAACUAUGCGCUGCACUGAAUACGAGGGGAGUUGUCAGUUCCAGUAUUUACUUCCUGAAUUCCACUCUUCUCUGCAAGUCCAGAACGUAAAAUAGUUUUUAAAAACAAUUGCUGCCACUGUGUACUUUUGUUUGUCUACCCAGUCUUGUAAAGAGAGGCAACUGGGGAAUCCUUUCUGGGUACUUGUGUAUUUGUACUUGUUUUAUUCAGAAGAUAAACUGCUCCUAGUGCCCAGAAAUGUCUUCUGGCUGUCAGUGUUGCCAUGUCAGCAGCAGCUACAUGAGCUGAAGAAGUGCUUGUGCAACAGAGGGUCAAGUUACCAAGUACUGACAUAAAACAGCAAUGCAAGGAAGAAGAAAAAACUGGUCACCCUUUCCUCCCAGUCAGGGUAAUUCAUUGUUUCCCAGUGCAUACACUUCAUUCUACAAAUAUACAGGAACUUGCAUUUCAUUUUAGAGAACGCCAAUUUGUGUAUCCACGAACUGUGAAUAACCAUGUUCGCCUGGCAGUGACUGUUAAAGGAUGUUCUGUAAUGACAGCUAAUCGUGUAUUUCAGCUCUGUAUAUAAAUUAACCUUUUCUAUUGGAAUGGCUUUCCAGAUGAGCCAUAUGCAUUGCAAUGUGUUAGAUGUAUUAUAUUUGAUUAGUUGCUGGAAAUCUUUGAAUUAAAAAUUACAUGGAUUUUAA
Messenger RNA from Columba livia (rock pigeon), 6972 nucleotides. RefSeq names its product TNF receptor superfamily member 8 (gene TNFRSF8). Gene Ontology annotation, molecular function: protein binding. The transcript is spliced from 14 exons. NCBI's taxonomy places the organism in Eukaryota, Metazoa, Chordata, Aves, Columbiformes, Columbidae. Bases 3059 to 4513 code for a protein of 484 amino acids. The record is from RefSeq and is a predicted model, not a curated record.